This is a messenger RNA of Ochlerotatus camptorhynchus, 3244 nucleotides long. Its product is annotated as serine/threonine-protein kinase PRP4 homolog. The coding region runs from base 153 to 2297 and encodes 714 amino acids. Lineage: Eukaryota; Metazoa; Arthropoda; Insecta; Diptera; Culicidae. The transcript is spliced from 5 exons. The record is from RefSeq and is a predicted model, not a curated record.
GCAACGAAAAAAUCUUCAGUAAGUGCAAAAGCGAAGCGCAGCAAAUUUUGUGUGAACAGCCAUUUCAAAACAAAAACAUCCGCGAAAAAUCGUUUUACCACGACGGGAAUUAACCGGGAAAAGUGGUAACUUCCGUACAACGAUCCACAGCAAUGCGUAUGACACGGUUUUCACGCGGUCGCCCGGAUUACGGUGGAGUUCGAAGGGGGCAGAAUGGUCGCUUUCGUGGUGGUCCUAGCGGUUCACCGAGUCGAUUCGGACGCCAGAGACGCCCAAGUUUUGAGCACCCCUAUCGACCACAGCAGCACGCUCAUCCAGACCAUUACGACCAUCCGGCUGCCGGUCGUCAUCCGCACCACCAUCGGACCACUGAUGAAUUUCAUACUCAAUCGCACCAUUACCCACAUCAACAACAUCGCCCCCACCGCCACGAACAGCAAUCGUCGCACCUGGCUGAACGGGAACGGUAUCCGGUCCAUCGGCACAGAUCGUCAAACGAGCUAAUUGCACAAAGUCCUUCGGUAGAAAAGGAAGUGCCGGCACGAGUAUCGCGGGAACGGGUGCGUAGUCCGGUCGCGGAACGACGGCGAACCAAACGGCGGGAUCGUAGUCUCAGUGUGGCACUGAGCGAUAUCAGUUCCGGAAGCAGUUUCUUUGCCGACGUAGGGGACAGCGAUGCGUAUGCAAGUCCAGACUAUGAUGAACUUACCAGUGAAGAGGAUGAGGAAAUUGAAGAAGAGGAGGAGGAAGAAGAAGAGGUCCUGGAGGAAGUAGUGAAGCGGAAGAAGAGAAAGAAAGACAAAAAGAAAAAGGACAAGGAGCGGAAGCUGCGAAAGAAGGAGAAGAAACGUAAGAAGGAAAUUCUGGAAGAACGGAUCUGUCCGCCGGAGCAUGAGGUUGCUCAGUCGAAGGAAAUCUUCUCUUCGGGCAAGAACAUUCUGGUGAGCGUAAGCUUUGCCGAUGGCGACCAGGAGGAUGCGGCUGCAGCGGAACGCGCCUACCGGAAGUCCAAGAAGAAGAAAUCCAACCGGAAGAAGUCCAAGGGAGAAAGCAAACACAAAGAUGAACGCAAGAAGCACGACGCGUCGUUGGAGUACCCAUCUUCGAGUCAACGAAAGAAGCGUAAAGUAGACGAGAACGUGAAACCCGUGGCAAUUAUUGACUUGGAACGAUCUCCAGGCAAGCAGCUCAUAUCCAGUCCUAAGGAAGUCAUCGUUCUUAGCGAUGAGGAAGGUGGUAACAAGAAGAAGAAUAAACCCUCCAAUGAUCUGGUCGGACCAAAUACUCCUCCAGAACCUGCACCCAAAUCACCGGAGUCGUACGAUCCAUUCGAACCGACAAAAUCGCCAACUAUGUCACCAGCUUCGGGUCACAAUUUGGGCAGCAUAUCUACAGUCAGUUAUCCGGAGCAUCAUCAUCAGCUCCACCAUCAUCAUUCGCACCAACGCCAACCGAAGGAUCCACUAAUGACGGUCUCACAGACUUCGGUAGAUCUCAACAGUGUUGUCGGAGAUCACUACGACGAUGGUGUUCUGGACCUUCAUCCGUCGUCUCCGAUGGAUCAACUGUCACCAAGGGGGCACUAUCGACACUCGCCGUUCAAAACUCACCGGCCAUCGCCGAUGAAGAAAUCGAAUCACAACACGGCUCCGGCAACAAUCACUUCCGGUGCUAUGGUACCUGGAGGGACAAUGAGUGCCCAGCCUUUUGGCGAAGACAUGGACGAUGGUGAUAUUUCACCGUAUUCGCCACGAUCGAGCGACUGCGAUGACCACAUGUUCGACCCACCUCCGGAGGGUGGCUCGGCCAAUGGCGGCGGACAGCAGCAAACCAAGACCAUAGCCCUCACGGUAGACAAUCUGAGGAAGGUGUUUGGUAAUGACAAAAAGACACUGUACGGGGACCUGAGGAGGCCUAACGAGGCUGUUUUGCUGGUAGACGAAAUGUACAAACCGCAACGAGUAACGAUGGAAAUGCUGGAUGACAUGCCAAACUCGGCGGUUGACCUCCAGAUCAAAGAAAAGCUAAUUCAGAAGCUUCAGCGCCAGGAGCGAAUCAUCGAGGAAGUCAAGCACUUCCUCAAGCCACAUUUCAACAAGAAGCGCAUCAACAAAGACGAGUACAAGGACAUCAUGAAGAAGUCCGUCCCGAAGAUCUGCCACAGUCGCUCGGGUGAAAUCAACCCGGUGAAGGUCCAGAACCUGAUUACGGCGUACGUGAAGAAAGCGAUCGCGAAACGGCGCCUCGCCGGUUAUAGUGGAAACGCGAUCGUAUCCUCCACCACGGCGGUUACGUGAUUGCGCGAACGAUAAAUACAUUUGCACAUGCAAGAGUACUUCGGGUAGUGUUGUUUGUCGUUGUUCGUCGAGUGCUGCACGGUAGACCGUCGAAGAGUUUUUUAAAUUCUGUUCCGGUCGAGUGAAGUACCGACUACAAAUGUUGAUUGUUGGAAUGUUCCGAGGAAGUGUCGAAGCGAUUCCCCCAUGGAGGAAGAGGAAUCUUUGUGUUUAUAGUUCUAUGGGGCAUUUGGGUAACUGGGCUAUGAAGAUCUUAAAGACGUUGGAAAGUUUAAAGAAGUUUGAACAGCAGCAGGUGAAUUUGGUUGUCUCAGGUGAUAGUAACAAGUAUUCAGUGGAGCGUAUCAUUAUGAGAUGAAACAGAUUAUGGGAAGAAGAAAGGAAAGUGGUAAACGGUGGAAAUCGGACAGCUUUGAAAAUGAUCUACACUAUUGUAUUAUAGAAUAAAAGAGCUGCGUACGAUAAGAAAGGCAAUGUGCAACACUGUGGAAAAGAAGGUGUAUAAGUGGUAGUGAGUACCAUUCGUGAAUUUGUAGAAUAGUCUAAGUUGAAAGCAACAGAGCGUAAGUUAUAAUUUAUAAAUUUAUUUUUAUUAUACAUUUCAUCUUCAAUCAAAAAAUUAACUCAAAUUGAAAUUAUUCGCGGAAAUCGUUUUUGAAUUUUUCAUUUCUUCAACUGCAUUCGUUAAUUUUUCUUUGAUAUCGACAACGUUAUGAUAAAAAGAGAAUUCAAUCCCAAUUGAAGUUCCAGUUUCUAACUGUACUAUCAGAUCAGAAUGCAACUAUCCAGUAGAAUAGUUGACUAUAACCAUAUACAAUUGUAGGAAUAGCACUAACAUGAAUGUAAAACUUCUAGAUGGCGUUGUUUAAGUGCAAAACUAUGGAAAAUUUUAAAUGAUUAACCAAUAAAACAAAAUCUGCACAUGAAGUGCUCAUAGUGUGAAGUAA